Molecule: messenger RNA, 6344 nt
Organism: Seriola dumerili (greater amberjack)
Lineage: Eukaryota; Metazoa; Chordata; Actinopteri; Carangiformes; Carangidae
Gene: rev1
Product: REV1, DNA directed polymerase
Exons: 22
Coding region: 276-4529 (1417 amino acids)
Biological process (GO): error-prone translesion synthesis; error-free translesion synthesis
Cellular component (GO): nucleus
Molecular function (GO): deoxycytidyl transferase activity; DNA-directed DNA polymerase activity; damaged DNA binding
Source: RefSeq, a predicted model, not a curated record
AUGGAGAGCAGAAGGAUUGGGGGGGUGAGCGAAAACGUUGAAGAGACAUGGCGUGGCUGCAGGACAAAAUAAGGGGAUCUCAGUUCACCUAAAGGAGUUCUCUGGGGCAGGUCAAGGCAGAGGAGUCGAGCUAACAGUCUGUAGGAUUUUCAUUUCGCUUUGCUUUGGUCUUAGCUCGUCUAAUCAGUGCGCACACAACGUUUGUGCUGGCCAGUAUCUGCAGAGUGAAGUCUGUGGCUAACAACCCAGUCUGACAGGAUAAAAGGUAGCUCAGUAUGAGUCGAGAUGGGUGGGCAAAGAAGAGAGCCAGUGCUAGUGGUGACAAUGGUUGGGCUGAAAGGGGCGGCUACAUGGCUGCCAAAGUCUCCAAGCUGGAUGAGCAGUUUAAACUUGAUGCCCCCAGGGAAAGACAGAAGGAAGGCUUAUGCUCCAACAUCUUCAGUGGAGUGGCCAUUUAUGUUAAUGGGUACACAGAACCAAGUGCAGAUGAGCUACGCAGACUGAUGAUGCUGCAUGGUGGCCAGUUCCACGUCUACUACUCUCGCUCCAAGACCACCCACAUCAUCGCCAAUAACUUGCCCAACAACAAAAUUCAGGAGCUCAAAGGGGAAAAGGUCAUCAGGCCAGAGUGGAUCACAGACAGUGUCGAGGCUGGGCGUCUCCUGCCUUACCUACAGUACCAGCUGUAUGCAAAACAGAAAGGCCCGCUCUUCCCUGGCAUGACUCUGCGCCAGACCUCAGAGAUCGCAGGGCCGAGCCAUGCGCCGCUGCCGCUGAGCGUCCAUCAAAAGCUUCACCUGCCACAGCGCAGCGUUCAGCACUCUGUUCCCAACCAUGAGCAGUCCUCAUCUAGCUACCGGAAUAACUUCAACCCUAACCCCAGCCACAAUCAACUCUACCAAGGCAACGUCCAACCUCAGUCCAUCAAACACAGCUCUGCAGCUUGCUUCAUUAACCCCCAACCAAGUCACUUAGCAUCAGGUCACCUUAAUAUAGAUCCCAGACACAGAAGCCCUUCACACACCCACCCACUGUCUAAACCAAGCCUCACAAAGCCCCCACCGUCUACUCUUCAAACACCUCAUCGCAUUCUCCAGCACCAGAGAGCUGGCCAACCACAACCUCAGACCAACUCUUCUUGCAACACACGACCGAGUGGCUGCAAGGAUGUAGAAUUAAAAGUAAAAGGAUUAUUGCAGACCUCACUGGAUUUGAUGAGCCAUUCAAAAAUGAGCAAAAUGCAAGAGUGUGGCAAAGGAGAUGUUUUCCCACAGGUGGUGAAGGAAGCACCCCUGACAAAUGGACACACUCAUCUUGUUAAUGGUGCCUUAAAGCCAGGGGACCUGUCUCCUGUUACAGAUGAACCCUCUGUUGACAAGGAACUGCCAGAAUGCAGAGUUAAGAGUCCAGAGGAUAAACCUCGGAGUCCUCCAGUACGUUUUCAGACCAAACAUGACCCGUAUGAAUUUCCCCACAGUCCUCCGAAGCAAACUGACCAGUCCUCUGUCUUACUGGAGCAAUUCAGCUCACCAGGAGCCAAUGAGAGACCUAAACCUCUACUACCCACCUACCAGGAGGCCAUAAAAGCCACAGAAACCCACCUACACCCAAAACAGCUCCAGUUAUCCCUUCAGGUUGAUUCAAAUCCCGAAAAGACUCCUCCUUCCCCUGCAUCUCGUUCUCUUUCAUAUUCUCCAAUUCGACUGAAUGGAAGUCACCACAAUGCCUUUUCAUCUAAUCCUGCCUCAAUCAACACAACCAACUUAUCAACCAAACCCGAUCCUCCCUCAGACAAGUCAUCGUCAUCGUCAAAGUCUUCAACACAGCUGCUGGCACAGACGGGUGAUUUGAUCUCCGAGUACUACUCUCACUCACGUUUGCACCAGAUCUCGACAUGGAGGAGCGGCUUUUCUGAGUAUGUCAAUGAACUGCAUAGCAAACGAAAAGCAGUAGGGGGUGCCUCCUUUCCUGGGAAAGACCGACUGAGGAAAUCUGUAGUCCCGCGCUCUUCAGACAGUCAAGGUACAUCGGCAUCUGCAGCUGUUAAAUCUUGUAUUCUUCAUGUGGACAUGGACUGUUUCUUUGUGUCUGUGGGGAUCCGACAUCGGCCGGACCUCAAAGGAAAGCCUGUGGCUGUGACCAGUAACCGUGGACAGGGCAGAGUGCCCCUGAGACCCGGGGCCAACCCUCAGGUGGAGCAGCAGUACUACCAGAGGAAACAAUCUCAUCCUCAACCAGAGAGGAGUGAUGAGGAUUUACACAGAACUCCUUCACAAGAGAGUCCUGACUCCCACACCAACGGAGUGGACCAGGAUGCUACUGCGCUAUCAAUGGCAGAGAUUGCGUCCUGCAGUUAUGAGGCUAGACAGGCAGGCGUGAGGAACGGGAUGUUUUUUGGCAAAGCGAAACAGUUGUGUCCCUCACUGCAGUCUGUCCCAUAUGAUUUUGAGGCCUAUAAAGAGGUGGCUCUCACCAUGUAUGAGAUACUAGCUGGUUUUACCCACGACAUUGAGGCUCUGAGCUGUGAUGAAGUGUUGAUAGACGGUUCUGCUCUGCUCGCUGAGUUGGGCACCGACCCAGGAGAUCUUGCCAAAGCUAUCAGAGCGGACAUCAAGGAGAAAACAGGAUGCUGUGCUUCAGUCGGCAUGGGGUCCAACAUCCUGUUGGCUCGGCUGGCGACCCGAAGGGCCAAACCAGAUGGGCACUACUUCUUAAAGUCUGAAGAAGUGGAUGAUUUUAUCAGGGACCUGCCAGUGACCAGCCUACCAGGUGUUGGGCCUGUUAUGGGCAGAAAGUUGGCUGCGAUGGGAGUGAGGUCAUGUGGGGACCUCCAACAGGUGUCUCUGUCUCAGCUACAGAAGAAGUUUGGACCCCGGACUGGACAAACCCUGUUCCGUUUCUGCAGAGGGCUGGACGAUCGGCCUGUCCGCUAUGAGAAGGAAAGAAAGUCUGUCUCAGCUGAGAUGAACUACAACAUUCGCUUCACUAGGAUUGAUGAGGCAGAGUGUUUCCUGACUAACUUGUCUAUGGAGGUGCAAAAACGUUUACAAGAAGCAGGGCUGCGGGGUCGCAGAGUUACCCUUAAGGUCAUGAUACGCAAGGUGGGCGCUCCACUGGAACCGGCUAAAUACGGUGGUCAUGGCAUAUGCGACAACUUAGCCAGGACCGUGAUGCUCGUGCAAUCCACUGACAGUGGUCAGCUGAUUGCCACUGCAGUCAUCAAGCUGUUCCAUGCCAUGAAGCUGCAGGUUCAGGACCUGAGAGGAGUUGGCAUCCAGGUUCAGCUUCUUGAGGGAAAUCACUCUGUCCCCCAGGACUCCACAGGCCACCGGACACGCUCCAUCAAAGAGAUGUUGCUAGGUCAGGGACUGAGUGCCCGAUCCCACAACAGAGGUGAGGCAGACAACAGCACACAUCAGGAAAAGACUUUCUUGGCUACAGUCCAAUCAUCUGGCUCAUCCCCACAUCCUCUGUCCUCUCCUGAGCCAGUCCCUGGCACAAGCAAAGACCAGCAGGCAUGCAGGCGAACUCCGAAACACUCACGAGCACGUCUCAACCUCAGCAUUGAAGUCCCCUCCCCUUCACAGGUGGAUCGUUCUGUGUUGGAGGCCCUGCCUGCAGAGCUGAGAGAACAAGUGGAGCAGUCUUGGACGCAUCGGGACGGGAGACAAAACAACCACCGUUCACCCAGCCCACAGCCCUCUGCUCCUCUUCCACAGCCUCCCUAUCUGAAGUCUUGUCCAGCCUCACCUCCUCGACCUGCACUGUACAGUCCUCCUGUAGGAACAUUGGUUCUGCAGAUUCCAAACCAGCCAGACAGUCCGGGAAUUGUACUGGAACUACCAAACUUCUCACAGGUUGAUCCAGAUGUAUUUGCUGCCCUUCCCAAAGAGCUCCAGGAAGAACUGAAGUCCGCCUAUAACCGCAUAACAACUGUACAGCCUCAGUCAAAAAUGUUGGAACAGAAGAAUCCACUGCUGCAGCUAAAACAGUCAGGAGCAGGAAUUGGCAUUGGUCGCGUGAAGCGGCACUACAAGAGAAAAAAUGCAGUGAGUCCAAUUAAAAAAGGACCGUCCCCUACAAAGAGGCGUCACACAGCAAACAGCCCUGCCAAAACCCUACCACCUCUUAUAACAUCAAGGGAACCAAUAAACAUGGUAAAGAUUGAAAAUGGUCCCUCCACAUCCUCCUCUAAACCAGACAUCCCAGAGUCUCUGUCUAAAUUCAUUCCUCGUCCUGCUCCAGCAUUAGCUGGAGCCUGCGACUUGACGGACAUUAAAACACUCCUACGGGAAUGGGUCACCACCAUAACAGAACCCAUGGAGGAGGACAUCUUGCAAGUGGUGAAAUACUGCACUGAUCUGAUUGAGGACAAAGAUCUGGAGAAGUUGGAUUUGAUUAUAAAAUAUAUGAAAAGGCUCAUGCAGCAGUCGGUGGAGUCUGUUUGGAGUAUGGCUUUUGACUUCAUCCUAGACAACGUUCAGGUGGUUGUACAACAGACUUAUGGUAGCACCCUGAAGGUAACAUGAAGAAUGAGGGAUUCUGUUUUCACUGUGUUACCUUUUAACCACUUUUUGUUUUGCUAUGUUUACAAGGUUAUCUGCAGUACAAAUUAGGACAUCUAAAUGAUGAUUUCUAUCCUUCCAGAUUGUGACACCAGUGCUGCAUCUGCCAGUUAUUUACUUUACAGAAACAUAAUAUGAGAAAGUGUUACAAAACCCAUGGCAGUAUUUGAUGAGAGUAUGUACAGUACAUUGUUUUCUGUACUUGCUCUUUAAGGGACAGGUAACACAAACUGAAGGGCAGGAAAAGUACUUGGCGUAGAAUCUACUCAUCAAAACCCAGACCAGUGAUAAUUGUAGCAACUUUUUGAAAAUUCAUCAGUUUUCAUAUGGACUUCUUCUUGAGAUAAUGCCAAGACUCAGUUCCACACAUAUGUGAAAUUUUGUGUUAAAAAUUUUGCAGGCAGUUCCUCACUAUUUCUUACACGCCAAGUCCAAACCAGGUCUUGUAAGAGUUUCAAUUUCUAUUUUCCUGGUGAGUAUUUUCCAUCUCACAUCACAACUGACUUCCCCUAUUUGUCCAAGGAUUAAACAGCAUUAUAUGGGCACAUUUUAAGGUUAUUCUUUUGCACUUCAGUCAGCCUUGGUUUAAAAUAAUGACAGGGGUAACCAUAAUCAUCAUGUUAAAACAAAAAGCAUAUUUUAGUGAUUUUGGAAUUGUUAAGUCUUGUUGCACUCCUCAGACAUCAAACCUAUGAUAAUCUCAGAAACGGAAUAAAUUAUCUUAUUUUUCAUUUGUUUCUUUGGUGUCCCAUGCCACUUAUACUGACCUGUGAAAUAUCUACUACUGCUCUGUCACAAAAAAACAGACAAAAUCUAGUCUGGUGCAUACAGUAGUAUAUUUUUUUCUGUCUCUUGCAAAAAAGUGCCAAACCCUGUUAUUAUAACAUGUAAAUAAUGUUUUUAAAGAUCCUUGUUAAAAGUUUUAAAAGAAAAGAUGUAUGUAGAGGGCUUACCUCUUGUAUUGUUUACAUGUAGUGAACUCUUAGUAACCGUCUUUAAAUUGUAAAUCUUCUCACUCUAAUUGUAUGUGUUCCAACAUGGAAAUCAGAAGUUGGCCAAAGCACUUCAUAUGAGGUUCACUGUUGAUUCUCAGUAGCACUCUGAUUUCAGAGGAUGUUACCUGGGGUUAUGGCAAUCAAUAAGUAGCCUAUGCAUCUCUUUUUUUCACUAACAAGUGAGAUGUCCCCUCAAGAUAAUAUAAUAUUUCAUACAACCUUUGUACUUGGAGUAAAAUCUUGGUAUUCCAGUUGUUUGUCACUGGUUUCAUAAAUCCGAAUAUUAAAAUAAUGCUGGAUUUGCAUAGGAACAGAAGGUGUGAUUUUUAACUCUGUAACCCAUCUUGUGUACUUCACAUACUGGAGACAUAUGUAUGGCUUGUGGCUACAUCAUUGUAUUUCUGUGACGUUAACUGUUAUGACGGCGAUGAUGGUGAUCAGAAGUACUCAGCAGAUGCGGUUGGCUGGCUGGCUUGUGAUCUCACCACGCAACACAUGAUGUGUGUGCUUGAAAAGUUUGUUUAAAACAGUAUCCCUAUAUGCAAACCAAAUCAAGCUGUUGUGUUUUUUUAACUUGUUGAAAUGAAUGUAAUUCAUAAUGUGCAAGUCUCCAUUCACUUUCAAGAUGUUGCUUCUCUUCACCUGUCAUAUCUUUCCAGAAGGGAAUGGCCAGGAGCUAAAAUUGGCCAGUCUUGUCUUCUCUAAACUGGCUUGUGCCUGACGACCUUAAGCUGUGAACUUGUUUGUAAGUUUUCUAAAUCUUGGUAAUAAACUGUAAACUCUG